Messenger RNA from Peromyscus leucopus (white-footed mouse), 1648 nucleotides. Its product is annotated as putative selection and upkeep of intraepithelial T-cells protein 1 homolog. The coding region runs from base 313 to 1425 and encodes 370 amino acids. NCBI's taxonomy places the organism in Eukaryota, Metazoa, Chordata, Mammalia, Rodentia, Cricetidae. The record is from RefSeq and is a predicted model, not a curated record. Gene Ontology annotation, cellular component: external side of plasma membrane. Gene Ontology annotation, biological process: T cell receptor signaling pathway; regulation of cytokine production. The transcript is spliced from 8 exons. Gene Ontology annotation, molecular function: signaling receptor binding.
GACAGAAGCUUUGUUAGUGCUUAAGCAAUAUGAAGUGAAAGCUGCACAAACGUUUCACUUGUCUGUGGAUGAAACCAGCCCACUAGGAAUUUCUCUGCAAAAGAGAACAAAUUUUCAGGUGGGCAGGAUCAUACAGCCAGAAUUUGAGAAAAGAAGAAGCUUGAUGGUCAGCUUUACCUAGGAUUUGACUCUGGAUCAUCUUUCCCUGGAUACAGAAAAACACCUGACCAUUAUCAGAAACCCAGAUGACCCAACUGAGUUUGUCUGUUGGAAUAGUGGAGAGCUGACUUGCAACCAUCAGUCUCAAGUGUGAUGGAUGAUGGAAAAGUACUUGUUUACAGACUCGGUAUUGUUGCCAUGUGCCUCCUUCAUAUGGUAACACUGAGGGCAGAACGAUUUACAGUGACUGGAUUAGAGAAGCCAGUCUUGGCUCCAUUUGGUGCAGUACUUGAGCUCAGUUGUCAGCUGUCUCCACCACAAAAUGCCCAGCACAUGGAGAUCCGCUGGUUCAGGACCCACUAUACACAACCUAUUAACCUAUACGAGGAUGGCAAAGACCUGUUUGGGAAAAUUAUCCCCAAGUAUGUGGAGAGAACAGAGCUCCUGAAAGAUGCCAUUGGAGAAGGGAAAGUGACCCUCAGGAUCUUUAAUGUCAAUCCUGAUGAUGACGGGCACUACCACUGCAUCUUCAAAGAUGGCAAGUUCUAUGAAGAGCACAUCACAGAAGUCAAGGUCAUAGCUGGGAGCUCCCGGGUUCAGAUUCUUGUUCAUCCUCCUACUACCAAAGGUGUGAUAGUGGAAUGUCACUCCAGAGGUUGGUUCCCACAACCUCACUUGGAAUGGAGAGACAGCAGAGGAGGGGUCAUUCCAGCUGCAUCGAAAUCCCAUUCACGGAAUGAAGACAAAUUGUUUGAUAUGAAGAUGACACUUCUCCUUAGAGACAGUUCCCUCAGGAAUGUCACUUGUUGCAUUUGGAACCGUCUAACAGGCCAAGAGGAAAGCACAAGCAUUGUUCUACCAGUCGAAAUGUUUUCUUGGAAUUUUAUUUGGACGAUGAUUGUGGCUGUGAUUCUGACUAUGAUGGCACUCUUCAUAAUAAUACCCAGUAUUAAACUACAUAUUCUAGAAGGUCACCCCUGCGUAUGUAGAUCUCCUUUGCUUGUGGCCUUGAUGAUAACCAUUAUUUCUAUUGUUAUACUCAUAUUACUCAUCUUCUGUUUGUACAGAAAAAAUAGAGAUGCACAAUUUGACUUGGAUAGUAUGUGGCUGGAUGACAUGACUAUGAUCCUGAGCAUGCUGAUGGUGUUCGUGGUCAUGCUCAUUACUUUUAUUUUCUUCAUACUAAGAGGAGCACAGGAGCACACAGCACCAAGGAUAGAAAAUCUACAGCGCAACUAUGUGCUGUUUUAUCACAGAAGAAAAUAACUAUGUGAUCACAGAAUUUUGAAUAUGACCAAGAAUUUGACAUUAUGGGUGUGAAGAUGUAUCUGGCUAUUCAAGUUCAAAUAUUUGUGGCUCCUGUGAAGAGUAACCUACUAAAAGUUGGAAAUAAAUCAGAACAGGUAGUAGAGUAAUAACAAAGAUAAAAACCAAUAAUCCAAGUGGUGGUAAUUUUCAGAAAAUAAAAAGAAUUUUUAUUAACAAUUAA